Mixia osmundae IAM 14324 is the source of this 2907-nucleotide messenger RNA. RefSeq lists its product as uncharacterized. NCBI's taxonomy places the organism in Eukaryota, Fungi, Basidiomycota, Mixiomycetes, Mixiales, Mixiaceae. Gene Ontology annotation, cellular component: Golgi membrane; Ric1-Rgp1 guanyl-nucleotide exchange factor complex. The transcript has 3 exons. Gene Ontology annotation, biological process: retrograde transport, endosome to Golgi. The record is from RefSeq and is a predicted model, not a curated record. Bases 1 to 2907 code for a protein of 968 amino acids.
AUGCCGGAUCCAAACGGAUCGGCCGGCUAUCUGUUGCCGUCAUCCACAAGCUAUCAUGCUCAGGGACGACGGUCAACAAGUAUGGCCGGCUAUACAUCUUACCAAGCCGCGCAAGGAAGUUCGAAAGAUCUCAAUCUAUCCGAAGCGGAGGACCUCCAGAUCACAGUCGAACCGGCCCAGUCGGCCUACUUUGCUGGAGAGCUCUUCCAAUGUCGUAUCAGUCUGUGCAAUCUGCAAGCGCCGGUCGAACAUACCCCAGGAAGCAACGGGCUGAAAGGCAAAGCGAGAGCACCAGUGCGGCCAGCUCGCUUGCGGUCCGUCUCGUCCAACAGCGUCAAGCUCGGGCAUGCUCCCAGGCCUUCUCUCGGUACAGCGUUGUCCACCACGUCCAUCAAGUCCGAGCGCAGCUUGCGAAGUGCGCCAAUCAAGCAAGACGUGAGCACGUCACCUCACAGGCGGCAUCUCGUUGGGCACUCGCUCCGGUACGGUGACAAUGGGCCGCAAGAAGAGCUUUCGUCUGAUUCGGGGCCCGAGGAGGAAGCACGAGGGCCGAGCAAUGGGCUUUAUGCGAACCGCCGCAUGCCAGGUGGACACCGCAAGAAUAUGUACAGUAUCAAUCCGGCCCUGGACGAUCUAGGCACGCAACAGAUAGCGCAGUCGUAUGCUGGUCAGACUCGCGCAGCUGCCGUGAAGCGCUCAGCGAGGUCACAGCAAGCAGGCGUAUCCACACCGCGCAAGGGACAGCGCAUACCAGCAAUACCCGUGCCCAUAGAAGAGGACGAUCCCGAGCAGACGCCCAAACCAAAAGUCAGACCAUCAAUGGAGCGCUUCAAGUCUCAAUCGCCAAGCGACAGCAUAAAGGGCGGCUCCUCACGUUCGACGAGCACUUUGGGCACACUGUCUCGAGAUGAUCAGACGGAUGCAAUGGCUGGCUCGGUAAGCGACAAUGACGGCGACGAAGAGUCUGUCUCUAGCUUUGCAAACCACCGGCCUUCCGUCUCGUCGUUCAGCUCGUUCGAUCGAGGCGCACGGGUGCGAUCUGCGCCGCCGUGGCUGAACCAGUUCAGGGCCCCGAACGGCCUCACAAUUCAAUGGGCGUCUGCUCAAUUUGAUGGUCGGUUUGAGAUUGACGAGGCACUCGUCAAGCCGGCAGAGUUUCUUGCCGUCAAGCGAUCGAUCUUUGGGGGUGAUUCACAGCUGAACGGCAUCAUGAACAAAUCUGGCCUGAUAGGUGGCGGCAGUCUGUCCUAUGCCGAGCCAACGGGCUCCACAUGGACCAGAUGGCUGUGGAGCCAGGAUACUGCGAGUUCUGUGGUAGCUUCGCCGACGACGCCGAGCUCGGGCACGCUCGAAGAUCGGCGGCAGCGUGGUAUGUCUGACAAAUCUGUGCCUGUCUUCAAUACACCGCCGAGUUUGCUUUCUAUCGAUCAGCAUCUAGAGCCAGGGGAGACCAAGUCGUAUUCUUUCUCGUUGAGAUUGCCCGGCGAUUUGCCGCCGACGUUCACCGGUAAGACGAUCAAGUUUGUAUAUGAGCUUCUUGUCAGUGUUCAAAAGCAAGUCCCGGAUGCGCCUGGCCUGUCGAAGCCAGUCUACUGCGCAUUUCGCGUUCCCAUCAGGCUAUACAAUCAUGUCGACCUUGUCGGCGCGAGGCCGUUCUACGAUCUGACUAAUCCUGUCAUCUGGCACCGUGACGAAUGCGAUGUUAAGCUUGAGCAGCCCACUGUACCUUUUGCGCCGACUGCGCAAGAUCAUUACUCGAGCGCGGCACAGCGAAAUGCUGUUGACCGAUAUGCAGCUAGUCUUGUUAAUGCCGCUUUGCGAGAGCCGAUCGAGGCAAAGGUAGACGACGAUGAACAGGCAGAGCUUAGUAGGGAGCUCGCCAAGACUGCGCUGCGGGAGCCGGCUGCCCGCUCGGAGACAAAAGAGCGCACGACCGGCUCGAACUCGACGAGCAUGGCCGAUGAGCUGACCAGCUGCCGCAACGCUGUAGACUUUGUGUCGCGCAACUCCCCAAAAGUGUCAUAUGAAAUCAAGAAAGAUGGUUACGCGGUGGCACAUCUGACGCUGGUCAAAUCUGCCUAUAGACUUGGAGAGACCGUGCUGGCGUCUAUGCGGAUCAAUGAUGGUGAUGCGAGAGUGCUCAAAGUUAGUGCACGCCUCGAGACGUAUGAGCUGGUCGAGACGAGCAUCUCGGUCAAACCUGCAGCGCAAGUGCGGCAAUUCACCAGACGACUGCAUGCGGAACAUCAUGAGAUCACACUCGAUGCCGGUCGAGUCACCGCAGCCUUGUCUAUACCGAGCGGUCAGACGCCUGACUUUGCUACAAGUGGCGUCAAGCUUCAAUGGAGCGUUCGCUUUUCCUUUCUCGUGUUGCCACCAGAAGCUGUAAAGCUACCCGAGACGCCUCUGUCUCGCAUGCCGGUGCACGGUCGCUCGCCAUCUGUCAUGCCCAACGGAUCCGCGAGAAUCGCUCCAGAUCAUGCGAGAAGUCCCUCCUUUACAUUCGGUUCGGAGACGCCUUUGACGCCUCUACCCACCAAGACAGGCACACAUCACCUCAUGCCGGCCAUCGGAGUCUCUACGCCGACCAAUGCUGUCUAUCGCGGCGUGCCCGAUCUCGAUUACUUGCCUGUCUUGUUCAAGUCACGCGAGAUCGACAAGCCUACACUGUCGCGCAAAGUCUCGCUCGAGCCACUGUCUUCACCCACAUUGAGUCGCCCUGGCUCACCCGCACAUAGUCGACGACCAUCUGCAGGUCGCAUACCGCAAGUCGAAGACGAGCGCGUGAAAACUGACCACGCUGUCCUCAUGCCAUCUCGACAUGAAGUCGUCGAAUGCUCGUUGCCCAUCCGCGUUUAUCCUAGCUCGACGAGCUAUCGUCCAGCGGUGUCACACUUCUUCGCAUGA